UUUUUUAGGUAUAAAUAAGCGGUCGAGAUGCAUUCAAAUUCACAGUUAUUAUACACUCAAAAUGAUCCGUUUUGUAAGCGCUUUUUGUUUCAUAUUAAUCGUUGGCGAAGUGUUCCAGGUUCAAUGUGAACCGAGCAAGUUCGUCAAAGAAGACAAGCAUCUGUACGAUGUUGUGAAUGAGCAAGCAUCGCAAAAAUAUUUUGCCACCAAACGGAAAAUUAAUAAUAAUGACUUCAAGGUUUCAGGUGCUGAAGCGAAAAAAGUAUGGAUGUACAUUCGUCAUGGAACUCGAUCGCUGAAAAGAUUCGAAAUUCCAAUUUUGACUGGUCUUGAGUCUGUGGCCAAGCAAGUUGUCGAAAGUUUCAAAAAUGAAAAGAGCGUUCCAUUCUCGAAAAAUGCUUGGGAUAAGCUAAAGACAUGGAAAUUGGAUGUAAGCGUUGAUCGAAGCCAAUCCCAUGGAAAAGUUGAUAUGAUAACAUCAAGUGGUAAAACGGAGCUUGAAUCAGUGGCUAAAAAUUAUCAGGGCCGAUUCCCCAGCCUUUUUACCAACAAGUAUUCGCCAGAUCAAUUCCAUCUUCUCCAUUCGACCGAAGAGCGUUGCAAAGAGAGUAUGGAAGUAUUUUUCGGCAAAAUAUUCGGCAAAAAUGCAGCUGAAGGUAUUAAUGGAACAGUUGAAGGAACUGAGUACGAAGGAAUCGUUGAGGCCUACCGAGUAUAUGUAGACAGCGUGCAACCAGGUCAGCGUCCAGCAAAUGUGGAGCUACCAAAGUUCCAACAAUUACCCGCAUACAAAACGAUGGUUGAACGAAUCGUCAAGGAGUUCCGUUUAAAAGUCACCGAUUAUAACACAAAACAAAAAUUGGUCUCAAACAUUUUCGAUAUGUGUCGAUAUGAAGAAGCAUGGUAUUCAAACCAUAGUGCUUGGUGCUCGUUCUUCAAGGCUGAUGACAUCAAAAUGCUUCAAUACGGCGUUGAUUUGUACAACUUCUACGAAUGGGGCUAUGGUAUUGAUCAAAAUAAUAAAAUCCAAUGCCCAACCAUUCGUGACAUGGUAAAGAGUUUUGAAGGAGGAGCUGCACCAGUUACGGCAUACUUCACUCAUAUUCCAGAAGUGUCACUUCAUCUUGUUGCCAUGCAUGCAUACCCAGAAAAACAAAAGCUUACCGCUGACAACUAUGGCGCUAUGUCGAAACGAGUAUGGCAAAGUAGCAAAUUGGUUCCAUUCGCUGCCAAUUUUGCUGCCGUUUUGUACGGAAACAAUCAAGUGAAAUUCUUCAUGAACGAAGAAUUGGUACAGCUCAGCUGGUGCAAAAAAGGUGUAUGCAAUUUGAGUGAUCUUAAGAAGAAUUUCAGCCAAUGCUUCUAAAAUUCUUCAAAUUUUUAUCUGUCCUCUUUGAUUGAAUUAAUAAAUGACCCAAAUGUAUAAAAAUUAUUCUCAUGGCAA
Molecule: messenger RNA, 1444 nt
Organism: Contarinia nasturtii (swede midge)
Lineage: Eukaryota; Metazoa; Arthropoda; Insecta; Diptera; Cecidomyiidae
Product: multiple inositol polyphosphate phosphatase 1-like
Exons: 7
Coding region: 62-1366 (434 amino acids)
Molecular function (GO): acid phosphatase activity; inositol phosphate phosphatase activity
Source: RefSeq, a predicted model, not a curated record